AAGAGAGAGAGAGAGAGAGAGAGAGAGAGAGGAAGAACGAAUGAAUUAGAGAAAAGGAAAGUAAGAGAAUAGUACUAUGGCUCAUUGUUGGAUUGAUUAUUGACAAGCCACGUGGAGAAAUAGAGAGUGAAGGACGAGAAAGAGAAAAAUUAUGAUAUUGUCAUGGGGAGAAUCAUAUGGUGAGGUGAGAGUGCAAAAAACGUGAUCCGUGAUUAUUUCAAGUCUUGCAACAAAGUUGUCCAAUUUCCCUACAAAAAAAAUAUUAUUAUUUUGCAUAAUUUUUUGGAAAUUUUGAUUGCUGCUAUCAACCACUGCCAAUUAAUCAGAGAAAAUAUUAAAAUUUAAGAAUUAAAAUGAUUAUGCUAUGAUACUGAUCGAUACGACUUAUUGGAUGGACAACACCGGACAAGGAUUUAUAUCACAGGCAAAAAUUGACUAUUUGCGUUCCAUCAACGUGAAAGCAAAAAAUACCUGUUUGUUAAUUUUCCAUAUAUCAUCCUUUUCUACUUUGAAAUCUUCAAAAGAAAUAUUGGUUUACAACUUUGGGAGCAGUAGUAAAGUUUUAAGAUUCAGUUGCAAUAAAAUGCUGAUUACGAAGCCAUGCAACUACUUAUUAAUCGGCAUUGUUCUUGCCUUUUGUAUGGACUUAUGUCGCGCCAACGGCAAGAAUAAAAAUAUUUCUCGCGAUAGUUACUCAUCUUUUUCAACCAGUAAUGGUUCACCAUUACUCAAUGAGCUUCAAACAUUAGUAAAUGAAAAUAGAAAUCCAGAGCAGUCGCGGAGGCGUCGAUAUGUACGUUUUCCAUCAUUAUCACCGGGAUAUAUUCUGGAAAGUGCAGGACUACCACCACUAUCUAUCCAGCAAGGGAGAAAUUUAGGAAUUGCAAAUGUUCGUUUUGGAUCUACGGGCAAUGGUCAAUAUUCAAAUUGGCGACAGCAGAAGUCUUAUUGGAGGCAACAUUCGGGAGUGUCUUCACCAGUUUUAUCAGCGGAUUUUCCAUUAAGAUCAAAUGCUCCAGUUAUGGGACACAGAACACCUCGGCUUAUCUUUAGGGAUACUGAUUUUUCUGUUACAUCAGGGAAUGGCAAUAACUUCUUUCAAUCAAAUCAACUACCCGAUAUUGACGAGGACUACAGAGAUCAUCGAAAACAACUUUUUAAUGAAUAUCCCAGAUUUGAAACAGAAUCGCGGAAAGAAAAAAGGCCGGUGUGGAAGGGUGAUGAUUCGUUGUGCGCUGACGGACGGAGCUGUGAAUUUUUUCUAAUGUGCUGGAUGUCCGCGGGUUUACUGGAUGGCAGUUGUGGCGGCAUUAUGUAUACUUGUUGCCAUCGGACUAAAGAUGCAGCUAAAGCAAGCAAUGAUUAUAAUCUUAUCGACGAGCCACGAGAUCAGUUUCAGUCGCUUGCAACCGAUGCUUACCUUGCUGAAACCACCGAUGAGGAUCAAUGUGGUAUUUCAGCAUCUAAGCAAACGGCUCAGAGACGAAUUGUUGGCGGUGAUGAAGCGGGGUUUGGGAGUUUUCCUUGGCAGGCAUAUAUUAGAAUAGGAUCCAGCAGAUGUGGUGGAACACUUGUAAAUCGCUAUCAUGUUGUUACUGCCGGCCACUGCGUAGCCAAGGCAUCUGCUCGUCAAGUGCAAGUGACGCUAGGUGAUUACGUUGUGAAUUCCGCUACGGAGUCACUACCGGCUUAUACAUUUGGCGUAAGAGAAAUUCGUGUACAUCCUUAUUUCAAAUUUACGCCUCAAGCUGAUAGAUUUGAUGUUGCAGUUUUACGACUCGAUAGACCAGUUCAUUAUAUGCCUCAUAUCGCUCCAAUUUGCUUGCCGUCGAAAAACGAAGACUUUUUGGGACAAUACGGGUGGGCUGCUGGUUGGGGUGCUCUUCAAGCAGGUUCGAGGCUUCGACCAAAAACCUUACAAGCAGUAGAUGUACCUGUGAUUGAUAAUCGAGUUUGCGAAAGAUGGCAUCGUUCAAAUGGUAUCAAUGUUGUUAUUUAUGAUGAAAUGAUGUGUGCUGGAUAUCGAGGAGGUGGGAAAGAUUCUUGUCAGGGAGAUAGCGGUGGUCCUUUGAUGUUAGAGAGGACUGGAAAGUGGUAUCUUAUUGGUAUUGUUUCUGCUGGCUAUUCGUGUGCUCAACCUGGACAACCAGGAAUCUAUCAUCGAGUUGCAAAAACAGUUGACUGGAUAACGUACGUCAUUAAUACGUAGUAAAAAAAAGUUUGAAGAUGGUUAAAAAAGGUUCUACAACAAAUUAUUGUUUGAUUAAUGGACGUUGGUAUAGAUCAAAUUUAUAUAUGCAGAUUCAUUUACAA
Molecule: messenger RNA, 2313 nt
Organism: Ceratosolen solmsi marchali
Lineage: Eukaryota; Metazoa; Arthropoda; Insecta; Hymenoptera; Agaonidae
Product: proclotting enzyme
Exons: 10
Coding region: 365-2209 (614 amino acids)
Biological process (GO): proteolysis
Molecular function (GO): serine-type endopeptidase activity
Source: RefSeq, a predicted model, not a curated record